Fibroporia radiculosa is the source of this 1557-nucleotide messenger RNA. RefSeq lists its product as uncharacterized. Gene Ontology annotation, molecular function: oxidoreductase activity, acting on paired donors, with incorporation or reduction of molecular oxygen; monooxygenase activity; heme binding. The transcript has 13 exons. The coding region runs from base 1 to 1557 and encodes 518 amino acids. Lineage: Eukaryota; Fungi; Basidiomycota; Agaricomycetes; Polyporales; Fibroporiaceae. The record is from RefSeq and is a predicted model, not a curated record.
AUGGCUAUGAACGAUCUCUCUGACAUUAUUCGGGUCAUUAUACCACUCCUUGUUCUCUCAGUUGUGUAUACUCGUUGGGCGAGAUCUAAAGCUCGCCUUCCUCCAGGACCAACCCCACUCCCCUUACUAGGAAACGUACAUCAAAUCCCUUGGGAAUACCAGCACAAAAGUUUUGCUGAUUGGGGCAAGAAGUAUGGCCCAGUUGUUUUUGCCAGAAUCUUCAAUAUGCCAAUCGUCAUUUUGAGCUCUAUUCAAACAAUCGAAGAUCUUUUGGAUAAAAGAGGUGCUAUCUACUCGGAUAGACCUAUUGGCAGCAUGUACAAUGACAUGGUGGAGUUUACGGCAAACACUGCGUUUCUUCCGUACAAUGAUCAAUGGCGCCGACACCGUAAAUGGCUCCAGGCAGCCAUUGCAACUCCAAAAGCGAUCGAAAGCCUCUGUCCACUACAGCAACGAGAAUCCCUCCGACUGCUUGUAGAUCUAGUCAAUUCGCCGGAAGAAUUCAUGUUACAUAUCAAAAGAUAUCCAGCUGCGUUGAUGAUGGAGAUUGCAUACGGACGCCACGUCUCGUCAAUGAGUGAGGAUAAACUGGUAGGACUCACAGAUCAAGCACUGGAGGAGCUGGUCAAACUCGGUGGUUUCGGAUCUACCGUUGUUGAUUUUAUACCAUUACUCAGGCACAUUCCAGUGUGGUUUCCAGGUGCAGCAUUCAAAAGAAGAGCGUUGAAGAUUCGAGAUAUGAUUCACACCUCAAUGAAUACUCCUUACAAUAAAGUUAGAGAAGAAAUGUUGGCUGGCUCCGCGAGGCCUUCAUAUCUACGGAUGUUACUGGAGACGUAUCCCAGGGACAAAACUCCAUCACGAGAAGAGGAGGCCGAUAUGAAAGGGUCUGCGACUUCUAUGUAUGGCGCGGGAGCUGAAACGACAACAUCCACACUGCAAUCGUUCCUACUUGCGAUGAUUCUCCACCCGAAGGUGUUUCAGAAGGCUCAAGCCGAAAUUGAUCGUGUGAUUGAGAGUUCUCGACUUCCUGAUUUCGAGGACAGAGACUCCCUUCCAUAUCUCGAGUGCGUUCUAAAGGAGGUGUAUCGAUGGAACACCCCUGUACCCCUCAGUAUUCCUCACCGACUUAUGGAGGAUGACGUGUACAACGGAUUUCACAUUCCGAAAGGGUCAACCAUCAUUCCGAAUGUUUGGGCAAUCGCGAUGGAUCCAGAUAUGUAUCUCGACCCCGAAUUGUUUUGGCCCGAGCGUUUCGAAGGCAUGGACGAAGAGGAAGCAGAUCUCAAAGAUCCACGGAGGGUGGUGUUUGGUUCCGGUCGACGAAUCUGCCCCGGACGACAGCUUGGGGAAAGGAGCAUCUGGCUUGCAGUUGCCAGAAUAACGGCCACUUUUGACAUCAAAAAAGCUCGCGAUGCUUCUGGAGUGGAGAUUACUCCUGAAGCCAGCUUCCCUCCCGGAUCGGUCAGUCAUCCUAAACCUUUUGUCUGUGAUAUCCGCCCGCGUUCCGAGAAAGCGGCCAUGCUCGUUGACCAGUUGAACAAGAAGCUUUCUUGA